Molecule: messenger RNA, 3205 nt
Organism: Larimichthys crocea (large yellow croaker)
Lineage: Eukaryota; Metazoa; Chordata; Actinopteri; Sciaenidae
Gene: scyl3
Product: SCY1-like, kinase-like 3
Exons: 14
Coding region: 329-2632 (767 amino acids)
Biological process (GO): protein phosphorylation
Molecular function (GO): ATP binding; protein kinase activity
Source: RefSeq, a predicted model, not a curated record
CCUUGCUCUGUGCUCCUGCGUCUUUUACCGGAAGAGUCCGUGUUUACAGCGCAGCUACUGCUCCACGUUAGCAUCGCUGAUUUGAUGAGAAGUGACCGGGAGUGUGUUUUCCAGCUUUUAGAACCGACACUUUGAGCUUUUUCUUCUUUUUUUAAUCACUUUUGUGAUUAGCAUGGUUGUUUGGAGGCGGAAGUGCUGCCGACAAGCAUAGCAAUGACGAGCUGGCUAACGUAGCUCAGCCAGCCAGGCGUCCAAACAACACGAGCUCAGCUCUCACGUAGCAGCGGCACAUCAGCACAGUGACACAGGUCCAGGACCAAGCGCGACCAUGGGCGCGGAGAGCAGCGCGGUGCGGAGCUGCACCCUGGAGGAGCCGCUCCUCACCCUGCCCUCCGGAUUGACCAUGUACUCGGCGAUGCUCCAGGAUGGGAAGCCCGCCUCUGUGUUUGUUCACAAGCAGGGUAACGAGGAUAAGGUCAACAAAGCUGCCAAGCACCUGAAGACUUUGAGGCAUCCGUGUCUGCUACGCUUCCUGUCCUGCUCGGUACAGGACGGCGGCAUCCACCUGGUGACGGAGCGUGUGCAGCCCCUGGAGCUGCUGCUGGACAGCCUCUCCCCAGAGGAAAUCUGCGCAGGCAUCUAUGACCUCCUGCAGGCACUCAUCUUUAUGCACGAGAGGGGCAAAUCAAGCCACAACAACGUCUGCAUCUCAUCUGUAUUUGUCAGUGAAGAUGGUCAUUGGAAACUGGGAGGAAUGGAGACUGUCUGCAAGUUCUCUGAAGCAACGCCUGAGUUUCUCGCAAGCAUUCAGAACGUGAGAGAGUCCAGCUGCAUUCCUCCAGAAGAACAGGUUGAAGGCUUUAAAAUGCUUCCAGAGAGAAAUGCUCACUCUCGGGACUGUUACUCCUUCGGAAUGAUGGUGGAGACCUUCAUGUCUCUCCUGAAUGGCUACGAGGAGCUGUCUGACAGCCUGAAGAAGACCCUGCAGGCAGGCCUGCUGAACUCUGACCCCUUAUCUCGCACUCCUCUCCGCUCCCUGCUCACUCAUGACUUUUUCAGGAACGACUUUCUCGAAGUGAUGAAUUUCCUGAAGAGCUUGACCUUGAAGACGGAAGAAGAAAAGAAUGAAUUUUUUAAGUUUCUUCUGGACCGGGUCCAGAGUCUCCCUGAAGAGCUGAUAGCUGCACGCCUUGUCCCCAAACUCCUCAACUCUCUGGUUUUUGCAGAACCCAUGGCUGUCAAAAGCUUCCUGCCUCAUCUUUUAAGGCCAAAGAAGGAUUCCAGUGGUGGUGGUAGCAAUGAAGAGUGCCUGCUGUCGCUGUCCCUUUACCGUAAACACGUGAUUCCUCAGCUUCUCAAGCUCUUCAAGGUCAACGAGGAACACGUCCGGAUCGUGUUGCUGGCUCACAUCCACAUCUGCGCUGAGUUCUUCUCCCAUGAUGAACUAAAAAACCAGAUCCUACCUCAGGUUUUGUUAGGAAUGAGAGACACCAAUGAUUCUCUGGUUGCCAUGACGCUGCAGAGUCUGGCGGUGUUGGUGCCCUUGCUGGGGGCUCAAGUGGUGGUCGGUGGAGAGAGAACCAAGGUCUUUAAACGCACCACACCCAACUUUACCAAGUCUACAGAGGUCACCCCUGAAACGUCGCCUGUCCAUAUAGUUGGAGGCUCCCACCCUCAGAUGGCCCAGCCUUCGAAAGUCUUGAAUUUGUUCCCCAAACCGCCUGGGACUGAGGAUCUGGUGCUGGGUCACAUGGAUAGCUUAGCAGGCAGCAAGGAGACUCCAAGAAGUUAUCCUCUGGCAUCAAAAUCAGAUGUCACUAGACAGAUGUCUCUACCUUUGAACGACUUUCGUCAGGACCAUGCGAUGGAGCCAUUGUCAUACAGCCCAGAGCAGGCUAACAGACGAGAAGGCCCUGCGGAAGACUGGCCUGACUGGAGUGACCCUGAAGAGAGCGAGAAAAGAGAUGGACAGUCGGUCCAGAUCCACAUUCAGACCUCAGAGAGACAAGAUCCAGUCAGCAGCAGACUGCCACUCUCACACCCUAACAUGGAAGAGGAGCCGUGGGACGACUUUGAGGACACUGAACCUACCUCAGAUCUCUCCCCUACAGCUCCUUUAUCAGACCCAGUUAUACUCGCACCACCCACAGGGGGCGCCACUACACCUGUAAAAGAGAGGCUGGGUUCUUCCAAACCCCUGAAACUGACGUCAGCACCGCGACAAUCCACACAGAGCAAGACCACUUCCUCAUGGGAUGAUGGCUGGGCUCAAGAAGAGAGCGACUCAGAGAAAUCACACAACCUAUUAAACCCCAAACCUACAGUGCCACAAAAGAAUGGUGGGAUAGGAGGUCUGGGGGAGGAGUUUACCAUUAAAGUGAAGAAAAAGGUAGAGCUAGACCCAGAGCUGGAUUUGUUUGCGGACAUGGUGCCGGACAUCAAACUGUCCUCCCCAGCUCUGUUACCACUGGAGGAGAGCAGUGUGGGUGACAUUAAAUCUCUGCAGGUUGACUCGUCCAUUGAUACUCUAACACUCACUGCCAAGUUUGCAGCUGCCAACCUGGCUGAGACUGAGACAGACGGCUGGGGAGAUGGAGAUGACCUGAACUGGGAGGACGAGAACGCCUGGUGAUGACGUCUGAUCCGUGUGUUUCAUUUGGAGCUAAAGACUUGAACACUGGAAAACUCAAAUCCUCAACACACACCAUCUCAGACGGCCUGUGAGCUGAAAGUUGCUCUGGCCAUUUAACAGCAUAAUGCAGUAAGAAUAUGAUCAUAGGAAGAAGACUUUUUAUAUCCUAUUCUGUCGGUUCCCAGACAUUUAUAUCAGUCUGUUCAUUAAGAUAACUUGGUCUUGAACUGGAAGGAUUGGAAGCUUGGUAGACGGUGCUGGACCUGGACAAACGAAGCCAUUCUUAAUUGUUUGCCAACUGAUAUUAGUCACCUCGAGAUGAACGAGGAUUUUAAUCAUAGGUGAUGGUCAUCCUGAUUUCAUCUGCUUCUUUUUUUGUUUGUUUUUUUUAAAUGUGCCAACUUCACUACUGGCAUGAAGAUUAAGGUACACUUUUUGGCAAGGCAACUUGUUCAAAAUGUGUUUGAGUUAAAGAAAGCUUGCACUUUGAAUGAAUGUGAAAUAGAAAUGACAUAAUUUAUUAGUAGCUUUUUGGUUGCUGGUGAAGUAAAGAUUUUACUGUAUUAAAUCUGA